GGAGACGGCGACCAAGGUUGUGUCAUCAGGAGGCACUGCCGCGGCGACCUGCUCUACAAGCCUUUGCUCUCCUGCUCUCCACCACGUUUUCACUCGUGAACUAGCCGAGCUAGCCCUGCUGCACCUGCCAGUCUUAGUGUUGAGUGGACAGUGUUUCGGGCGGGGGCCCAUCAGAUCUUGCUGGUUUUCCACACACACACGCGCACUAAUGCACAGACAGAUGAGCGUGUAUGCCGUACACACGAACACACACACACACACACCUCCUGUAUGUGGCCUGUGUUUCUGCACUCAGUCCUCGGCAGAGGAAAUCAUGGCUAGAUGUGUUUGUUUUCACAGACCUGGCAGAACACCACCAGUGUACCACCCAGAAACCAGCAGGAAACAGGAAGAUGGAGGCCUGCUGGUUCACGGGGGGUAAGGGUUGGCAUGACGACCACAAACAAGGGAAGUAAAGCCCUGAAGGUUAAGCGGGAGCCGGGAGAGAAUGGGACCAGCCUGACGGACGAUGAGCUGGUGAGCAUGUCGGUGCGGGAGCUGAACCAGCACCUGCGCGGGCUGACCAAGGAGGAGAUCCUGCAGCUGAAGCAGCGGCGCCGCACGCUGAAGAACCGCGGCUACGCCGCCAGCUGCCGGGUCAAGCGCGUCACGCAGAAGGAGGAGCUGGAGAAGCAGAAGGCCGAGCUCCAGCGCGAGGUGGAGAAGCUCGCCGACGAGAACGCCAGCAUGCGGGUGGAGCUGGACGCGCUGCGCUCCAAGUACGAGGCCCUGCAGAGCUUCGCCCGGACUGUGGCCCGCGGCCCCGCCGUGGCCCCCGGCCGGGGCCCCAUCGCCUCCGUCAUCGGGCCCCUCAUACCCGGGAAGGUGGCCGCCACCAGCGUCAUCACCAUCGUCAAGACCAAGACCGACGCCAGGUCUUAG
Molecule: messenger RNA, 921 nt
Organism: Conger conger (European conger)
Lineage: Eukaryota; Metazoa; Chordata; Actinopteri; Anguilliformes; Congridae
Gene: mafgb
Product: v-maf avian musculoaponeurotic fibrosarcoma oncogene homolog Gb
Exons: 3
Coding region: 322-921 (199 amino acids)
Biological process (GO): regulation of transcription by RNA polymerase II; regulation of epidermal cell differentiation
Cellular component (GO): nucleus
Molecular function (GO): DNA-binding transcription factor activity, RNA polymerase II-specific; RNA polymerase II cis-regulatory region sequence-specific DNA binding
Source: RefSeq, a predicted model, not a curated record